Molecule: messenger RNA, 3350 nt
Organism: Sodiomyces alkalinus F11
Lineage: Eukaryota; Fungi; Ascomycota; Sordariomycetes; Glomerellales; Plectosphaerellaceae
Exons: 3
Coding region: 171-2936 (921 amino acids)
Biological process (GO): regulation of DNA-templated transcription; DNA-templated transcription
Molecular function (GO): zinc ion binding; DNA-binding transcription factor activity, RNA polymerase II-specific; DNA binding
Source: RefSeq, a predicted model, not a curated record
ACGCGGCGGUCACGUCAACCCUUGAAGGUCCCACGCCCGAGCUCUUGCGUCCGCACGUGCGGGCUGUAUGAACCGAUGCCGACUAGGCCUUGUGGGUUACCGACGUGCCUAGGCGGAGUCAUUCUUGCUGGAAAGUCUACGUCCAUGGCUUCUCGGCCGCGGCCAUCAAGAUGAGCCAAAGCGCCGCCGCAGCCAAGAGACAACAACGUCGCAUCCCUGAUGCUCUCAGGAAACGAAAUGCGAAGAGCUGUGACCUGUGUCGUAAGCGACGAUGCCGUUGUGUACCUUCCCCCAAUAGCGAGGGUUGUGUUACCUGUCGCGAACAUAAUGUCCCUUGCACUUACACGGCCCCAAGGAAGACACGAUUCUACGGCAGUGUUGACGACCUCAGCGAUCGGUACCGAUGCUUGGAUGCCAUUGUCAAGGGCGCCUUUCCGAACGACCCUACCUCCACGGCCGCAGACCUCCUCCAGCUAGGCCAACGCAUGGGAUAUCUUAUGCCCGACCUAGCUCACUCCGACCAGCUUGGCGUUGACGAACUCGUCCGUGCCCCUGAGAGCAGCGGGCCCACACGCCCGAGCUCCACAACUUCCGACUCCCGGGAGACGGGCGACCGCACUUCUCCCGGCUCUGGACCGGCUAUUCCUGUUGCCGGUGGCUCUGGCGCCGACUCCGUGUUGGAUGCAGCCGCUCCUGAACCCGAUGAGCCCCACAUCUCUCUCAUCCGCGGGCCAUCAGGUAUCGAGCAUUAUGUCGGCCCCUCAGGUUCGCUCAACUUCCUGAGCCAGCUACGCCGUCUCAUCAUCUCCACGCAAGUUGCCACCGAGGAAGCUCAUACCGAGCGUGUGUCCAAGUUCACCCAAGAUCACAGCGCUCAAGCCCUCGAGGCCGAUGAGACGGACGACCCGCAAGACCCUGGGGUCGAUGUUCCGCAGGGAGUGCAAGGAACGGCCCCCGGUCUCAACGCCGCCUCGCCUGCCCAGGCGUCGGGCGGUUACGGACCUGACGACGGACUGUCACCUAGCGCCCUCGCAUCCUCCAUCGCCAGAGACUUUACUCGCAUGCCGGUCGUCGACCUCGAUGAGAUGCUGCGGGGCUUUCCGCCGGACGACAUCCUCGAGAUGCUCAUUCAUGCGUAUUUCAAGAACGUUCAUGAUGAUUUCCCUCUCUUUCAUCGUCCUACCUUUGAGAACGAGUACGAGCUCUACGUCGUCCAAGCGCGGCGGUACUUGAGAAUGGCUCCCAUCACCCCGAUCGCUGCGAUCCAAGGCAGUCGGCCCCUGCCCGACUGGGGAUGGGUGGGUUGUCUACACAUGAUGAUGGUUUUCGGCUCCAUUUCCAACCCCCGCAUCCCCGGGAUCGAUCAUUACAAGCUUCGCCGGGAAUGUAUCGCCGCCGCGCGCCUCCUCCUGCCACAUUUCGUUUCCAAGUGCACCCUGUCCAACGUGCGUGUUCUCUUGCUGCUCUCCUUGUUCCUCCACAACAAUAGUGAGCGAAAUGCGGCGUGGAACCUCGUGGGUGCGGCUACACGCAUCUCGUUCGCACUGGGCCUCCACCGCAGCGACAUGAGCUCCGCCUUCCGGCCACUAGACCGCGAGGUCCGGAAGUGGGUCUUUUGUACGCUCUAUGCAUUCGAACAGUUCCUGGCUUCCAGUCUUGGUCGCCCCAGCGGCCUGCAGGAGAUGGACGUAGAGGUCAUCCCACCCCGGGAAGGAUUCCUCGAAGGUGGGAGCGGCAUGGACGCGAAACUGGUAUCCCUGUCGCUCAAGCUGCAAGCGGUACUCGCCAAGACGCGGUUCAUGUACGCCAGGCCACGGAAGCUCGACGCGGGGCCGCCACUCGGUCCGGCCAAGCCGACCAUUGAGGAUAUCUUGAAAUCUCUCGCUACGUGGAAGCAAGAAGUUGUUCGCACAAGCUUCAACCUGCCAUCCGUCAAGUCGGGGGUACAGAUCUGCGGCACCAUCGACGACACGGAGGUGGUGGGAUUCGACGAGCUCAAGCUGUCGCUCUCGUGGAAGACCAGGUCGCAGCUCCGUGCUGUGCUGCUGCUCCAUAUCCAGUACCAUCACAUCGCCAUAGUAUGCACGCGACCGGUCCUGCUACGGGAGAUAGCGGCGGCGCAGAAACCCAGGGCGGCGCAGGACGACAAGAUGAACGACGACGGCGGCAACGGGGCGGCGUCCAUGUCACCCGUCUCGGACAUUUGCCUCUACCACGCCUGCCAGCUGGCGUACCUGGUGCUGCUUCUCGACGCGUUCCAGCUCGUGAACGGGCUCUCGGGCCUGGACGUCUUUUACGCCUACGCGGCUGCCAUGGUCCUCAUUCUCCGGCUCCUGCGGCGGCCGCUCAGGCCGGAGGAAGCACAGGCGCCGCGGUCGCGGUCGCGGUCGCGCGAGGCGGAGGUCCUGGUCCUGGUCAAGGACCUCGUGCUGCGCGUGCAGGCCGUCAUCCACCGGACGGAGAAGAGCGGGUCGAUGAAGCGGUUCGCGAACGUGGUCGACGCCUUUGCCGAGUGCACGAGCGAAACGGGGCGGCAGCGUCUCGGGUGGGCCGAUUCCGGGCAGGCCGAAGGGCAGCAGGCUUGGGUAGGAGGUAACGGCGGGGUCGUCACUGCUCCGGGCGAGACCGUCGCGGUCGGCGUACAUGGGCAACCACCUGGGGUACCGGGCUUCAAUCCGCAGGCGGGCACGGGCACUGGCACGGGCACGGUGGCUAUGCCGUUGCAUCCCGAGCAGGCGAUGGUUGUACGGCCGGGACCGAAUGAGGCGGCCCACUUGGAGACGCCGACAAAUAUGUGGCCGCUGUCCACGUUUGGGGCGAUGGGGGUCCAGCUUGACGACGGUGGUUUAUGCUUUCAGUCUACUGGGAACGAUCCUGGUGCGGCACCGGAAUGGGGGGACAUGGAGACGGUGUUUGCGACUUAUGGGAUACCCUAAUUAUAUUGGUCGGCGGGCUUUGUAUGAUAUAUGAUACAUGUAUGCAAUGCAACGUACGGCGUUGAGACUAGAAUGGUAUGGUGAGGGGGUGCGGUUUUGGCGUUUAGACCGGUGUCAGCCAUGGAUGCCGGUUGCGGAAAUGUUUUUAUACUUUUACUAGACCAACGAUGCCGGUGUAGGUAUCGUGAGAUGAUGGCAUGAUGUCCGUACUCAUACGAUUCCAGAUGUUCUGUGGUCCGGGAAAGAAAAUCAGCGCCUGACCAGGGGAUGCACCCGGGCUAGGCUUCUCCUCCAUUUCGACGGCGGCGAGGGAGGGGAAUCUUUCGCCAGACGGCUCUAGUCAACGCUGGACAUUUGGUGAUAUGUUUAGUAGGCGUCAUGCAUUUAACCUGUCAGCACUUAAUUAACGGCACG